AUGUUGCGCGAGAGCGAGACGCCGUACCUCGUCGAUUUGACGUGCGGAUCGCAGGGGAACGUGGCCGUCGGCGAACUCAUCACGGCCGUCGCGGAGGCGAUCGACGCGGACGUGAUCGUGAUGGCGACGCACAAUCGAGGCGCGCUCGCUCGAUUCUUCGUCGGAUCGGUGGCGAAUUUUUGUUUGCGAAACGCCACGAUGCCCGUCGUGCUGUUACGUCCGGGCGAGUACGCGCUCGAUCGCAAGCGCAGUCAUCACCGCGUGUUGAUCGACAGACACGAUUAG
This is a messenger RNA of Ostreococcus lucimarinus CCE9901, 285 nucleotides long. RefSeq lists its product with no specific name. The record is from RefSeq and is a predicted model, not a curated record. NCBI's taxonomy places the organism in Eukaryota, Viridiplantae, Chlorophyta, Mamiellophyceae, Mamiellales, Bathycoccaceae. The transcript has a single exon. The coding region runs from base 1 to 285 and encodes 94 amino acids.